AUGUCACGACUUACCCAAACCAUCACAGAUGUGGACACUGUGUCUGAGUGUUCCAUCGGGACCGCACCAGGCACACUCACAAUCACAGGCACGGCCGCCUUUACAACAACACAUGAAGCAGAGCGCGUGGUAGUGCAGCCCCAAGUCACAGUUGUCGUAAUUGACACUGCUUCUGUGAGCUGCCAGCGGUAUUUCCGGUGCAACUUGACUCUGCAUCCGAACCCAGAUAUUUCCGGUAUUGGUGUCAUCACGGCUUUCUUGGUGUCGGCCUAUUUCGUCCUCGGCCUGGUACUCUGGGCUUACUGGUACGGGGUGUUGCCGCAAUAUGUCGUGCGUCGAAGCGACCGCCGGCUGUUCCUUGCCCGCCAGAAGCAGCCCUAUCACCGCGGGAGGCGGAUGUUAGAGGAGGUCCUUCUCAUUUUCAGCGAUCAGCAACUGCUCACCGGCCUCGGUAUUCUCAUCGCGGGCUAUACUCAGAUGGGCUACUUCGACCUCAGCAAGUACAACUGGAACACCGUCAUCUAUCUUGCAUGGCUCAGCUCGACGGUGCAUCUAAUGUCACUCUCCGUCCUCCACGAGCGACUCAAGCGGAAUCACGCGUCUAGGCUUGUUCGAGUGGGUGCCAUUGCCCUUGUAUUCGCCCUUCUUGUCGGAGCGCUGGUCCCCACAGGCUCGUCCGCCUGGUAUAAGUUGAGCGGCGCCAUACCCGUUCGGUGUUUUUGGGACGCCAGCCGGAGUUUCUCGGGCACAGAGAUGCGUCUCUCUCAGAACGGAGACUCACUCCUCUCGUUUCUCACUCUCAUCAGUGCUUUUGUGUGGAAACUGUGCCAGUUCUUCGACGGGAGCCGUAAGCAGGCCAAAUACAAGAUCAUAGCAUCGUUCUAUGUGUCGUUUGUGGCCUUGAUGGAACUCCUCGACUCCUUCAUGAUGACUAUUGGAAUGCUUGCUUGCGCAUUGGCUUGGGGGACUGUUCAACUCCUGUCGUUCCGACACGGGCCCAAGGAAGAUCAUGGCAUGGGAAUGGGAAGCACAACGGUAGAUCUUGACGCUGAAAGGGAGAUGGGAUUUGGACAGAUGCUCCCUCUUCUGCUACUGACUCAACCCUUGCUGGCCGUUUUGGAAAUAUCUAUCGCGGAAAGAAAGCCUCCGACGCCGUCUUACGAAAUGGUCCAUGCGACCGCCGGUGCAGUGGAAACUGUUCCCGUUGAGUAG
This is a messenger RNA of Colletotrichum destructivum, 1212 nucleotides long. RefSeq lists its product as uncharacterized. The record is from RefSeq and is a predicted model, not a curated record. Bases 1 to 1212 code for a protein of 403 amino acids. Lineage: Eukaryota; Fungi; Ascomycota; Sordariomycetes; Glomerellales; Glomerellaceae. The transcript has 5 exons.